AUGAAGCUUGAUUGGUCUCUAAUCCCUUUCCCACGCAAACCACAAACACGUACGAACGAAAGAACGUGAAAUUAAUUAAUUAAAUUAAAUAAUUUUAACAGCAAUCGGCGCGAUCAUCGUUCCUUGCCCUCCCAGAGGCCGGCAUCUUUCCGCCCUUCCAUGGAGGAGCGGGUCCCACCUGCCGGAGACGACAGCCGGGAGGUUGGCCCUGCAUCGCCGGCGACUCCACCUGCCGAGACCUACGUGGUCCAGAUACCCCGCGACCAGGUGUACCGCGUGCCCCCGCCGGAGAACGCGAAAAUCGUCGAGAGCUACCGCGGACGGUCGCAGAAUAAGGACACCGGCCAUCUCCGCAAAUGUUUUUCUGGGUUCGUUGCCCCACUCCUCCUCCUCGUCAUCUCCGUCGCCGCCUUUGUUGCCACCUUCAACGUUCUCUACGCCGCCAAAUCCCCCAAGUUCUCCGUCGCACGCGUCGAUUAUCAGCCCAAGAAUUCCACAUUCGCGAUCACGCUGCGCGUUGAGAACGGUAACGAGAGAAGUACGGCGUCGCUUGGCAGCGGAGGGAGAUGGUCUCUGCUUUUCAAGAACCGCGCAGUUGCGACGGGGAGAUUCCCGAUUCCAGGUCCAUCUGUUUCGCUGGAGCCAGGCGGGAGAAAGGACGUGGAUUUGAACGCCCCAGUCGGCGGUAAACUUUCCGGUGGCUUGCAGAGGGAACUAGUCGACGGGAAGGCGCCGAAAUCCAUGACGUUGAAGGUCAGUGGCGUGGCCGUGGAGAUUUGGAGUUGGGCUAAGGGAAUGAAGAAGAAAGAGGGAACUAUUAUCACGUGCGAUUUCAAGGUGGAUUCUCUGAUCAAGAAAACCAACAAGCUUUUAUUGUCUCAAGAAUGUCGAACCAAUUUUUAGAUGGAACUUGAAAUUAAUCUGGCUUUAGUCUUGCGCUCUAUUGAUCUUGAUAUGCAGGUGUUUAUGUAAUGUAAACUAACAUCCCAUCUAAUUUUACUCUUAAUUCACUUUCACUCCUUAGAUACAUAAAACUUUUAGGCAUACACUAACAUCCGAGCUAUUUUCUGUUUAAAAUUAAAUGCUUAUCUGUUCUUUACGCAUUUCCAUGUUUUAGUAAGUUGUUGAGUAGUGGCAGAAAAACAGGAGAGUUCACUGCUUAUAUCUGAUUAAGUGUAUAUAGUUUCAUGUCUUGUUAUAAUGUAGAGAGUCCCAUUCAUUCAA
This is a messenger RNA of Cuscuta europaea, 1224 nucleotides long. NCBI's taxonomy places the organism in Eukaryota, Viridiplantae, Streptophyta, Magnoliopsida, Solanales, Convolvulaceae. The record is from the annotation of a GenBank genome assembly.